AUGGUAUACGCUUUCUUCCUUUCUCUUCUAGCAUUGUUCACAACCACUGCCGCCCUUGCUGAUAAGGCCACUCUUCGCAACUGCCUGACUGCUGCCGUUGAUCACGAUGCCACCCUCGUGGCGCUAGACGGAGACCUUCUCUACGAACUACACGCCGUGAAGCCGUACAAUCUCAACUUCCCUGUCACUCCUGCUGCAGUGACAUUCCCGAAGACAUCGCAGCAAGUCGCAGGGGUUGUCCGCUGCGCGAGUACCCAUGGAUACAAGGUGCAGGCGAAGUCAGGCGGCCACAGCUAUGCCAACUAUGGCCUGGGCGGCACGGACGGCGCCAUCGUCGCCGACCUCCGCAACAUGAAACAGUUCGCCUUCGACGACACGACCAAGCAGGCCACCGUCGGCGGAGGCAUGCUAAGCGGCGAACUCGACUCCCACCUCCAUGCCGCUGGGAACCGCGCCAUCACACACGGCACUUCCCCUCAAAUCGGAAUCGGCGGACAUGCCACCAUCGGCGGACUGGGCCCAACAGCUCGUCAGUGGGGGAUGGAACUCGACCACGUGCUCGAGGCGGAAGUUGUGUUGGCCAACGGGACCAUCGUGCACGUGUCAUCCACGCAAUACCAGGAUGUUCUGUUCGCGAUCAAAGGCGCAGGUGCGAGCUUCGGCGUGGUAACAGAGUUCAUACUACGGACGGAAGAAGCACCGGGGCAAGCAGUCGUGUACACUUAUACACUCAAUCUCGGGGAUGCGAAGUCCCGCGCUGCUGUCUUCAAGCAAUGGCAAUCGCUUAUCACAGACCCGCAGCUCAGUCGAAAGUUCGCCAGUGUGUGCACGAUAACGGGGCCCGCGAUGGUCAUCUCGGGCACUUACUUCGGCAGCGAGGCCGAGUUCAACACCUUGGGCCUGGCCGGGCGGCUUCCUGGCGUUACGAACUCAAGCACCGUUGUCUUCACGGACUGGUUGGGGCUACUUGCGCAUUGGACGGAGCAGUCGCUUCUAGAUUUGACAGGCGGGAUUCCGGCAUCGUUCUACUCCCGCUGUCUGUCAUUCACGGAGAAGACACCCAUCACCGAAGAAGGCAUCGAUCGAUUAUUCGAGUUCCUGGCUACCAAGCCGUCCGGGGCACUGAUCUGGCUCCUGUACUUCGAUCUUGAGGGGGGUGCCAUCAACGAUGUGCCGAUGGAUGCGACUGGGUACGCGCACCGCGAUGUGCUCUUCUGGAUGCAGUCGUAUGCGGUUAGUUUGGGGCCUGUGUCCACCACGACGUACGAGUUUCUGGAUGGGCUCAAUGAAGUUGUAAGGGAUGGGACGCCGGGGAUCGGUAUCGGUGUGUAUCCGGGGUACGUUGAUCCGAGACUGAAGAACCCGCGCGAGUCAUACUGGAGCAGUAAUCUGGAGAGGUUAAGUAAGAUUAAGAAUCACGUGGAUCCGGAGGAUGUGUUUCACAACCCGCAGGGAGUGCUGCCACAGUGA
This is a messenger RNA of Aspergillus tanneri, 1470 nucleotides long. RefSeq names its product FAD-dependent oxidoreductase. The record is from RefSeq and is a predicted model, not a curated record. Gene Ontology annotation, molecular function: oxidoreductase activity; FAD binding. The transcript has 2 exons. Lineage: Eukaryota; Fungi; Ascomycota; Eurotiomycetes; Eurotiales; Aspergillaceae. Bases 1 to 1470 code for a protein of 489 amino acids.